CGCUGCGCGCGGCUUGCCCUUGCCCUACAGCCCUAGCGCACCCGCGCCGCCCUAGACCUCGCCGGUCGUCGAGCCGCCGGGCGCCAGCCGCAUCGCCGCCGCCGCACCCGCAGAUCCUGCGCUCAUCCUCGGGAGGCGGCCAGGGAGCAGUAGCCUGGAGGGGCGCUGCCGGCUGCCGCGGUGCCUGCCGCCCUGCGCUGCGCUGCGCUGCGCUGCCUGGGUGAGAGGCGGCAAGGGAGCAACAGCCAGCAGGGGGAGGCGGCCAGGCGUAGCGCGCAGGCGGGGAGCAGGCCCUGCGCCCCUGCAGCUCAACGCCUCAGCCCGAGAAGAAGAAAACAGGGAGCCAGAUCGAGUGAACCAAGGUGAAUGGAGGAUUCACAAAUCCAUUCAUAAUUUUUUAUUACUUAUGAUUAAUUGGUUAUAGAUUCGUGAUAAAAUAGCAGCAAUGUAUACAUGUAUUUGUAAGCAUCCUUAUCAAUGCCAUUUGCUGCUUGAUUUAUUUAAGAUAAUCACAAUUUGAUUGUUGAACAUUUAGAUCUAUUAUCUAUGUGUUGAAUAAUUUUCAAAUUAUGAACAAUUUAUGUUAUCGGUACUCAAUUAAUGCAUGUGUGUAUUUUGAGCUGUCAAAAAUUUUUUUUGACCAACACUUGAAAUUUCGAAUACCCACCACCCAAAUCCUGGGCCCGCCCCUGAUGCACGUACGUUUUUUAAAUUGAGUAAGAUGACUUGUUUUUAGGACAAAUUUUAAAUGCUAAAUUGACUCUUUUUUUUUACGGAGGGAGCAUAUAGCUACUACUAGCUCUCAUCUUAAGUAAGCUAGUACUCAAGCAAUUACUAUAGAGUGCAAUCAAAUCAAAUCGAAUCGAAUUACUCAUCAUUGGGUGUUGUUGGGCCUUCUGAGAUUAGUUGGGCCGUGGCCCAUUAACUACGCAGAAAUUCUCUGAGCUGUCUGAUCUCUCUGUCUUGGUCGGUGGAGGAGGAAAAGAAAAAAAAAAGAAAGAGGAAGGAAUCGCUCCGGCGACCGGCGGCGAUUGGGACGGGAUGGACGGAGCCAAGACGCCGCCGCCGGCGGGUGGGAAGCGGGAGCUGGAAGUGGCGCUGCUUCACAUCAUACAACACCACCACCACCAAUCCCUCCGCCAACGCCAACAAACUGAGAGAGCCAAGAAGGAUGCCUUGAGAAGCGCGCUGCGGGUGUCCGAUCUCCUCGUCGACACGGUCGACGGUGGCGUGCAGGAGCUCUUCGUCAACGAGAAGCGCAUCGAGCAUGAGGCCCGCGCGCUGCUCACCACUAUCGCACGCUACAGGAAGCAGACUGACCAGUGGCUGGCUGCCACCAACGAAAUCAACUCAGUCUUGAAGGAAAUUGGAGAUUUCGAGAACUGGAUGAAGAUCAUGGACUUUGACUGUAAAAGUAUCAAUGCAGCGAUACGCAAUAUUCAUCAGUCAUGACUCUACCUGCAGUCACAACUUCAGCAAGUAUUCGUGUCAUUAGAUGUGCUAAUUAUGCGAGUUGGAAACCCUCUUGGAUUGAACUGCUUCCUGUUUUUCUGUACAAAACUGUAAAAUGAAUCCUUGCCAAGUAUCUCUGCUAUGAGUACCAUCUCUGAUCCCUUCAAUUUUCAAAGUGACGAUAUUUGAUCAAAAUACACCUUGAUCUGAUCAAGUCUUGCUA
This is a messenger RNA of Panicum virgatum (switchgrass), 1675 nucleotides long. RefSeq names its product biogenesis of lysosome-related organelles complex 1 subunit 1-like. The transcript is spliced from 3 exons. The coding region runs from base 1042 to 1452 and encodes 136 amino acids. The record is from RefSeq and is a predicted model, not a curated record. Lineage: Eukaryota; Viridiplantae; Streptophyta; Magnoliopsida; Poales; Poaceae. Gene Ontology annotation, cellular component: BLOC-1 complex. Gene Ontology annotation, biological process: endosomal transport.